AUGGUGUAGUAAUUGUUGUGGAAAAUGAGAUAUUUUUGUAAAUAUUUAAUGUAAAACAGUAUAAUUACGUAAAUAUCCUGAAAAGCAGUUUCUAAGCCCACAAGAGUUUCAGUGGGCCAGAUACAAGUGGGCCUCAAAUGUAUGGCCCAACACAGUGUAACUUGUGAUACAGAGAAUCUUCCCCAAGGAGAGAGAAUUUGUAGGUAUACGUGUUUGAACUGGAAAGAGGAAGAGGCUGCCUCAACUACGAAAUUCACGAGUCAUGAUCAAGUAGUAUCUUUUUUUAAAUUCUCCUUUUAUAUCAUCCAUUGUUCUCUUCCCCCUUUUGCCAAUUGAUUACUGAAACAGUGAAAUUCCAAACGCCUUUUUUGAUCGAGUUUUGUAUGCCAAUUCAAGCACUCUUUGCUUUCUUCCUUGUUUCGUUUUGAUUAUACUUUUCUCUGGAUUUUGAGAUCGAAUUUUUGUGGGAUUCUAACGUGCGAGAGCAGUCGUAGCGUGAGAUUCUGAUUUCUUCCAUGGCUAGAAGCUCGUUCAAACUCGGAAUUCCUUUGGAAAGGAGACAGGCUGAAGCAGCUCGCAUAAGAGAAAAGUACCCAAAUAGAAUACCAGUGAUUGUCGAGAAAGCUGGGAGGAGUAACAUUGCCGACAUCGACAAGAACAAAUAUCUUGUCCCAGCUGAUUUGACUGUCGGACAGUUUGUUUACGUGGUACGGAAACGGAUUAAACUUAGUGCUGAGAAAGCAAUAUUUGUAUUUGUUAAGGACACACUACCUUCAACUGGUGCAUUGAUGUCUGCAAUUUAUGAGGAAAACAAGGAUGAAGAUGGGUUUCUUUACAUGUCAUACAGUGGAGAGAACACUUUUGGGUUCCUUGGAGGACAACGACAAGUUUAUUUAGAUGGUAACACAGGUACCAGGAUGAAACCUGAACUCCAGUGCUGAAUCAACUCUAAAGCUAAAAGACACCAUGUUUGCUGACAUUCAAAUACAAAUACCAGAAUCAUGAGAAUGUUCAACCUUCUGCUAACAAGAGUACAUCUCUCCCUCUCUCUCUCUCUCUCUCUCUCUCUGUAAUUUUGGUGCCAAAUCUGCC
Momordica charantia (bitter melon) is the source of this 1092-nucleotide messenger RNA. RefSeq names its product autophagy-related protein 8C. NCBI's taxonomy places the organism in Eukaryota, Viridiplantae, Streptophyta, Magnoliopsida, Cucurbitales, Cucurbitaceae. The record is from RefSeq and is a predicted model, not a curated record.